This is a messenger RNA of Heterobilharzia americana, 768 nucleotides long. Lineage: Eukaryota; Metazoa; Platyhelminthes; Trematoda; Strigeidida; Schistosomatidae. The record is from the annotation of a GenBank genome assembly.
AUGGAAAAUGGAGAAGAUGAAGAAGAAGACCUGUCUGAAGGUUCAUUGGACCAAUCACAACUACAAACAGUACAACUGAGAGGUAAACCAGUUAAUCAGCGUCCUGGAAGUCGAGCACCAACAAUGACUAUCGAUGUUGUGCGUGUUGGCAGACCUUUGAAAAUUUUAGCUUGCUUGUUAUCUCUACUCAGUCUAUUAUUAUUUAUUAUCGGUUCUGUGAGUACAUCAUGGAUUUAUAUUCAAUUUAAAUCAAUUGGGUUAUUUCAACAAUGCGAUGUUGUAAUAAAACAAACAGAUAGUGAAGCACCAUCAAGUAUUAAUACUGUUCAACGUCUCAGUGAUGUUGAAAGGACUUGUCAAUAUCGUGAUUUUUUAAAUAUUGAGAUAAUAGCUUGUAUUAUAUUAGAUUUGGUAGCCUUACUUCUCACUUUGCUUGGCUGCUCUUUCCUACUUGGGGGAAUAUUCGCAAUGAACAUUAGGCGUAAACAAAUCUUUUAUCAAACAUCAGUUAUCCUAAAUAUAAUUGCUUGUGUCGCAAUGUUGUUAGGACUGAUUCUAUUGGUUGUUACAAGCAUUGAAGAGGGAGGUGAAAAAGUUUCACCCGACAGUCCAGCAAUAAUCACCGUUGGCUGGUCAUUAAUUGUUGUCUGUUGUGGUAUUGUCAUCCUUGGAAUUGCAGUCUGUCUUGUGUUAUUCGACAAAGGUGGCGAAGAGAUUGAAUACCGUGAAACAAUUCAUCGAUCGUCGAAUUGCGAAGAAGAUGCUUAG